Messenger RNA from Hemiscyllium ocellatum (epaulette shark), 1212 nucleotides. Its product is annotated as doublesex- and mab-3-related transcription factor 1-like. Lineage: Eukaryota; Metazoa; Chordata; Chondrichthyes; Orectolobiformes; Hemiscylliidae. Gene Ontology annotation, cellular component: nucleus. The record is from RefSeq and is a predicted model, not a curated record. Gene Ontology annotation, biological process: regulation of transcription by RNA polymerase II; sex differentiation. Gene Ontology annotation, molecular function: RNA polymerase II cis-regulatory region sequence-specific DNA binding; DNA-binding transcription factor activity, RNA polymerase II-specific.
AUGUGCCAACAGAAUGCUACAUUGACAACCAUUUACGCUGAGACUAUCCACUCGACAAAGAGCAUCACAGGUAAAAGAUUGAGGAUUGAGCUCACAAAUGCAAAGGAGAUGUUGGAAAGAAAGAUUUCGAAAAUAACCCUCGGCGGCGGCCGGGGUGAGCGACGGCGACUCGGUCCUCAACAGCGGCGGGGGCGGCGGCGGCGUGAACGGCAGCUUCUCCAAGGCUCUGACCCCGGCGCCGUGUCGCCCGCCUCCAAGAAGUCACCUCGCCUGCCCAAGUGUGCCCGCUGCAGGAACCACGGCUACGUGUCCGCCCUGAAGGGCCACAAGCGGUUCUGCAUGUGGAGGGAGUGCCAGUGUAAGAAAUGCAACCUGAUCGCCGAGAGACAGCGGGUCAUGGCAGCGCAGGUGGCCCUCAGGAGACAGCAGGCUCAGGAGGAAGAACUGGGCAUCAGCCGACCAAUUCCACUCCCCGGAGCCGCGGAACUGCUCAUCAAGAGAGAGAAUGCAACCCCGAACAGCUCUUGCGCCCUGGGCACUGGAGGGUCUGGACUGACUUCCAACCCCAACACACCGGUCACUUCCUCAGCUACACCUUAUGAGGGACGUUUGCAUCUCCAGGAUAUCCCUUCCAUAACCAGCAGAGGGCACCUGGAGGCCACCCCAGACCUGGUAGUGGACUCUUCCUACUACAGCAACUUUUAUCAGCCAUCUCUCUACCCAGCUUACUACAACAAUUUAUACAACUAUCCCCAGUACCAGGUGGCGGUGGCAGGAGAUUCACCAGCUUCAGAUGUAAGCUCAACACUGGGAGGGACAACAGUGAAAAACAGCCUUCGGGGCCUCUCUGCAUCAUUAGUGUCUGGUCAGACAGGAAACCAAUGGCAGCAAAUGAAGACCCCAGAGAAUCGGUUUCCAGGCCAUAAUGUGACACCACAGUACAGGAUGCAUUCUUACUACUCUGCAGCCUCAUACCUGGGCCAAGGCCUGAGCACAGCUGCUUGUGUUCCUCAGUUGUUUACUCUGGAAGAUGGUUCUUCUUUCUCAGAUGUAAAAUCCAAUGUAUUUUCACCUUCCAGUAGUCAGGACUCAGGUUUGAUCUCUCUGUCCAGCAGUUCCCCUGUCAGCACUGGAAGCAUUAAACAAGAGUGUGAAUCUGUCACCGAGUCUGGCACCUUCUCUGUUGAUUCCAUUAUUGAGAGUGCAGAGUGA